UUAACGUCAUUUCCUUCCGAAAGAUGAAUGGGAGGGCUGAUUUUCGAGAACCGAAUGCAGAAGUUCCAAGACCAAUUCCCCACAUAGGGGCUGAUUACAUUCCAACAGAGGAAGAAAGAAGAGUCUUUGCAGAAUGCAAUGAUGAAAGCUUCUGGUUCAGAUCUGUACCUUUGGCUGCAACAAGUAUGUUGAUUACUCAAGGAUUGAUUAGUAAAGGAAUCCUUUCAAGUCAUCCCAAAUAUGGUUCCAUCCCUAAACUUAUAUUUGCUUGCAUCAUGGGAUACUUUGCCGGAAAGCUUUCCUAUGUGAAAACUUGCCAAGAGAAGUUCAAAAAUCUUGAGAAUUCCCCUCUUGGAGAAGCUUUACGAUCAGGACAGGCACGACGCUCUUCACCAACUGGGCACUAUUCUCAGAAGUCAAAAUAUGACUCAAAUGUGAGUGGUCAUUCAUCUUUUGUGACAUCCCCAGCAGCAGACAAUGCAGAAAAAGAGAUGCUUCCUCAUUAUGAGCCAAUUCCAUUCAGUGCUUCUAUGAGUGAAUCUACUCCCACUGGUAUUACUGAUCAUAUUGCCCAAGUCAAAGUAAACAAAUAUGGAGAUACUUGGGAUGAGUGAAAAAUUGCAUCAUUGGACCUACUGAAGAAGUUUCAAUAUCCAGCUUCAUCUAGGUGGUCAUGAACAUCUGCAUGCUUUGAUCUCAGCAAGCAGUCUUCAUAAACACAUUUAAAACUAGAACCUGGGUUUUUGUGGUUUGGCUUAUGAAGAUGAUGUUUUAAAAGCUUACAUUUUAAUGUUAAUAUUGUGUGAAUCUAUUCAUUUUGGGGAACUCUUUGAAUGAUGGUAAUAUACCAUGAUUAUACACAGUUUGUGAAAUUGUUUUAAGUUACAGGGCAAGGAUACUCAGUUAUAAAACUAUGAAGAGAGUGUAAUGCUCUAGAAUCACUGUAUCUGAAAAUAAAUAACUUGCAUGUUGAGUUGGGGGGGAGCAAACAUAAUUUUAAGCAUUAAACUUUACAUCAAAAAUUAUUAAAAAAGCUUU
Molecule: messenger RNA, 1038 nt
Organism: Hippopotamus amphibius kiboko
Lineage: Eukaryota; Metazoa; Chordata; Mammalia; Artiodactyla; Hippopotamidae
Product: OCIA domain-containing protein 1-like
Exons: 2
Coding region: 24-614 (196 amino acids)
Cellular component (GO): endosome
Source: RefSeq, a predicted model, not a curated record